Messenger RNA from Nomia melanderi (Alkali bee), 2646 nucleotides. Its product is annotated as E3 ubiquitin-protein ligase RNF13. NCBI's taxonomy places the organism in Eukaryota, Metazoa, Arthropoda, Insecta, Hymenoptera, Halictidae. The record is from RefSeq and is a predicted model, not a curated record.
GCCUGUACUUCUUGUUUACAAUUGUUUAUUUAGCAAUUAAAUGACGUAGUUGUCCCCGCAACGUUUUAUAAUAGGCAUUAAGUAUGAAAUUUUAACUGUGCCACUUUUCACGCGUCGUGCAUCUCCGUUCGACAUGUAUUUACUCGGGCUGAAUUAAACAUUGCCGUACAGGUUACGUAUAAAUUUUUUUGCCACGGUGAGAAAGUCGAACGUGCAACAUUGGAAAUAAUGAAAUUGUACAAAUUAUUUGCCACUCUUUCGAAUAUGGACACCGAACGUUUUGUCAUAGACAAAUUUCCUGACUGUUAUCUGCAAAUGUGUAACAAAGAACAACAUGAACUUUAAGACUACAUCUUAACAUUGGUCGAAACAGGGAAUAUUCUAAAUUGAAAUUGUUUAACAAUAACGGUUUUUUAUCUUUCUAUUAAGAAGUCUAUCCGUGCACCUAUUGUUAAAAUGUUAUUACUAAUUCUUAAUUGGAAAAGACAUUGUUACAUGGGUACAUUUGUGUCUACCAUCUGAAUGUUAUGUAUAAUGAGUUGCUCAAAGGAACUUUUAGUGGAAUAUUAAACUUGACAGGACGGUGGAUAUUUCCAAUAUUUUAAAACAUGAGACAGUGUUGCUUGAACCACCAAAUCCAGCUAUGGCUUAUGUUUCUUAUCUUUUGCAUUGUGUGCAGCAGAGCAGAUAUUUUAGUAUUUUCUGCAGCUGCAAGGCAUCAGAUCGAGGAAGAAUUUAGAGACAUGCCUGCUAGAUUUGGUGGUUUAAUACCAUCUGAAGGGAUUAAGGGUAUGGUAGUGUACGCAGAUCCACCUACAGCAUGCCAUGAAAUACAGGGUCCUCCAAAUACUACCAAUUACAAUGGUAAUUGGAUAGCUUUAAUUGCUCGCUAUAAUUGUAGUUUUGAAAUAAAAGUUCGAAUGGCACAAAAAGCUGGAUAUGAUGCUGCAAUUAUACACAACGUGAACAGUAACGAAUUAGAUCCGAUGUCAGCAAAGGAUCCUAUAGGGAUUUUGAUACCAUCUGUAUUUGUCAGUGAGAUUACAGGACUAAUUAUUAAAGAAAAUUAUUUAUACGACGAUUUGUAUUUUGUACUCAUUAACGACGAUACACCUUUUAAUAUUACACAUCUACUUCUGCCUUUUGCUAUUGUUGUUGGGAUAUGUUUUCUAGUCAUGGUUAUCUUUAUGGUUGUUAGAUGCAUCAAGGAUAGGAGACGGCAGAGGAGGCAUAGGUUGCCCAAUUCGAGCCUGAAAAAAAUUCCUACGCACAAAUAUACGAAAGGUGACCCGUACGAGACAUGUGCAAUUUGUUUAGACGAUUACAUAGAAGGAGAAAAAUUACGUGUUUUACCUUGUGCUCAUGCUUACCAUACAAAGUGUAUUGACCCCUGGCUGACAAAAAACCGUCGGGUGUGCCCAGUUUGCAAACGGAAAGUCUUCGCCGCGAACGAACAAGUUGUUACUGACGAUAGUGAUUCGGAUGCCGAUGAUACGACACCUUUGUUUCGUGACGGUCACCAAGGCACUCAGGGUGGUACGUUUUCGUUGUUGAGGGAGAGUCCCCUUAGGCGUGCCCUAACAUCACGCUCUAGGAACAGGCAGGAAAGGUACGCUCAGCAUCAUUCGAGCAGCAGCAGCUCCGAUUCCGAGGUAUCCUCCGUUUUGUCCGACGACGGAGCUAGCGUAAGUGCCGGAGAACCGUCUAAUGGAAUAGUUUUCGUGGUUUCGGAUACCCACAGCAUUAACGGCGAGCUGUCGGAGCUGGAAUGUUCUGUGAGCAGCACCAAGCCGCACACUGUGAAUUUGUAUACGGAUGCUCAACAGGUUCCAGCGCCAGUCGUCCAGGUACCCACGAGUCGUAGCGCGCGUGCCGUGGUCAACGCGCACGCGACGAACGCGACCGGGUCCGCUGCACCAGCCGAGAACGACAUCGCGACCGCGAGCACCGCGGAUUCGGAGAGAAACGACGUUUCCGCGUAAGGUCCUGCUGUUAGGUUCAUCUUUUACUACCCUCCGUAAGAUCUCCGUUUGUCUGUCUUGAAUAAGAUCGAUACACGUUACUGCAAGGUAUUACGUUUUAUUUAGACCUGGCAUCGAUUGCUAGAGAUACGCGUAAUCGUGGAACGGAAGAGCAUUUUUGUUUUUUUUUAGUACUACCGAAAGAUACGUUUUUAUUCGGAGGAACGUUCCGGGCGAGAAGCUGUCGAGGAGAGUCUAUUAUAAAAAGAUUGAUCUCUUCGUCUCGCGUUCAUUGGCUCUUCAAGCAUUUCUUUUCACGUCGUUUGUUUUAUAUUAUGGAAGUAAAUGGAAUUCUGUUACAGAGAACGAUCGGCCGUUGUUUUAUUCAUAAGGAUCACUGUUAACCCAAUCAGCUUACUUUCAUUAAAGAUCGCUUCGAACGCAUGAGAAACUGUUACUUGAUAGUUAAGACUGCGAAUUAUUUUCUAGGCAUGUAGCCGGCCGACGUAAUGCUUCGAGCACUGAGAAGCCUGUUCGAAAUGUUAUUUCACUCGGUCCCGGUAUUCACAGCUACUUAUGGCCUACGUAUUUUAUGUUUGCACACAAUUACUCGUUUCGCAUACAGUUAUCUUCCCUUUAUUCAGUUACCAGUGUAAUAAAUACAGUUCUGUUUUUUUCUUUUCUC